AUGACGGCCGAAAUGCGAGAUUUAAUCAAUCAGUUAAUGGGAUCAAAUAGAGCAGAAGAGGAAGGACGUAAGUUAAUACCAUAUAAUCACCCAUCGGUAUGUCGAGCAUUUUUACUUGGAUGCUGUCCGCAUGAAAUACUUGCCGAUACACGUUUGGAAUCAUUUGUUGCUUGUAAUAAGGUUCACGAAAGUGCCCAUAAAGCAGAUUAUGAGAAUGCACAGAAGGAAAAGGAUCAUUAUUAUGAUAUUGAUGUUUUCGAGAAAUUGGAGGAAGCAGUGCGCAUAGUUGAUAAAGAAAUUGAAAGGACAAAGGAAAAACUGAAAAGGGAUUGCGAAAGCGAAAUUGACCAAGCUGAAAUUGCUAAAGCACAAAAAAUCGGUGAGCUUGGUGAAAAAAUUGGCACGACAAUUGUUAAAAUGGAAGCGUUAGGUAACGAAGGAAAAGUUGAAGAAGCAAUGGAAUUAUCGAAAACUAUCGAAGAAUACAAAAGAAAGAAGAGAGAUCUAGAGAAUGACGUGCGAACCGUACUAAAUACGCCACAAAUUCGUCUUCGAGUUUGUGAUAUGUGUAGCGCUCAAUUAAGUAUAAUGGAACAUGAAACUCGCUUAGCAGAUCAUUAUGGUGGAAAAAUGCAUGUUGGAAUGGAAAGUAUUCAUCGAAGAGAUCGUUACAGAGAGGAUAAUUCAGAUUAUCGCGAUAAAUACCGCGAUCGCAUGAAAGAUCGGGAUCGUGAUCGCAGACGGAGGUAUAUUGAUCCUCAUUCCUUUUUUUUUAUUAAUUCGAUCAUUUUUCUUUUUUAUUUUUUAUAG
Molecule: messenger RNA, 810 nt
Organism: Dracunculus medinensis (Guinea worm)
Lineage: Eukaryota; Metazoa; Nematoda; Chromadorea; Rhabditida; Dracunculidae
Source: the annotation of a GenBank genome assembly